GCCAAGUUAACAACUUGGGUUCUACGUACUAGUCUAAGCCUGAAUUCCUGACACUGCAGGCUCAUCCCUACCAUUCUCUCCAGGCAAGGUCUUUGGCAUUCCUGUCCAUAUCUAACAGGUUCAUUACAUUGUAUAUUGGUUACAGUCAUCAUGUCGUCUUCUCGACUUCCAGCGGGUCAACGCCGCGGUGCACCACCUUCAGCACUGACUCCUCAUCCCAAGCCUACAUUGACAAUGGAGCAGUGGGAAGCAAAAGCACCACUUGGAGACCUCUCCCUCAAAAGUGUCGCGGGCGUUAAACUGGCCAGUGAAACAAUCCCACUUCCUCUCAAAGUACGUCGUAGUUCCGCUAUCAAGUUCACCGUUGACGAAGCAGACUCGUCACGGCCUUCUACUCCCAACUUACGCAACAAGUUAGGCUCUGGGUCUCGCCCUUCAACACCCAACCAAUUCAUUGGCCGUCCUCUAGCUACUCACGCCCUCCAUCCAAAGCAGCCAAUACAGACCCCAGAACAGUUCUAUGACUGGUUUGCUCAGAUAGAUCGUUCUGUUGCACAUAAUCAAGAGGCUCAUUUUCGAGCUCACGUGGCUGACAUUUCAGAACAUCUGGCGACGUGCGAUUUUCUGCUCGAAAGGAUUGAUGAGAUAGACCGUGAAGUAGAUGAAAUGUUGUCAAAUUGGAGAAGUGUCGAGGAAGGUGGAAAAAGUCUCAAAGACGCUUGCGAGAAGCUACUAGAAGAACGCGAUCAAUUGCUGGAGAUGAUGGAGGAAAUCGGUCAGGUGCUCGAGUAUUUCAACGAGUUGGAACAAGCUACGCGCAUGCUCAACCAUCCAGGAGAAUCUUUGGUCCUGAAAACCGAUUUUUUGUACAUGGUCGAGCGCGUAGAUAUCUGUAUAGAAUAUCUCAAUUCCCACCGGUAUUUCAAGGAAGCUGAGAUCUACCUACUUCGUUUCCAACAGUGCAUGACUCGUGCCAUGACCCUGAUCAAGAUGUACUUUGUUGGGUCUUUGAGGGCUCUUACAGGGGAUGUUUCUAAACGUCUCUUUGCGAAGAUGCACCUCCUCUACACUAGAUUCAGGAGUAUCACACCACAGUUAGCACCCUUGCUCGGUGAACUGGAACGCCGUGCACAGGUCCAUCCUGAAGAUCUUUCAGCUUUGCUAUCGGAAUGUCAUACAGCAUACUUUAGCGCCCGGAAAAGUUUGCUUGUCGGCCGCCUCACGGAAGAAAUCAAAGGGUUAGACCCGGCUCGCACAGAACUUGUUGAACUGACGAGAACCGGUUGUAGCUAUCUGAAGCAGCUCUGUACAGAUGAGUUCGAUCUGUAUCGAGAGUUAUUCAACUCUGGAGAGGUUCAACUUUACCAUUACCUGGAGAACCUAUGUGAUUACCUCUACGAUGAUCUACGUCCUCGAAUCCUCCACGAAACUCGGCUGACAGCUCUCUGUGAGGUGUGCACUGUUCUGCAGGCUCUGGUGGUUUUGGACGUAGCAGAUCUACCCGAUUCUCCGCUAGACACCAACGACCUUGAUUACUCAGGAGAGUCGUUAACUCUAGACCUCGACCACCCCCCAAAUAGACCACAAGGACUCGGCAAACUACACAUCAGCCAACUUUUGCAGAUGGUGUUACAAGAUGCCCAGACCAGGCUUUUCUUCAAGGCGCAGUCUGUCAUUCAGUCCGAAAUUCGAUACUACGUUCCCACUCCUGAAGAUUUGGCUUAUCCUGAAAAGCUCGUAGCUGCAAGAAAACCACGUUCUGAGAUCGAGAUCAAGGAAAAGGAAAGUGUAAAUCAGCUUUUCCGUCUGCCUUCACUGGACAAGCAAGAAACAUGGUUCCCGACUCUGCGAAAAACUGUCUGGGUACUGUCUCAACUUCACGAUUUCGUCAAGCCUGCUAUCUUUGAAGAUAUUGCCCAAGAAGCAAUAAGUUUAUGCAGGCAAUCUUUUGUUUCGCCCUCUCAAAAUAUCUGUGCGAGGAAUCCCCCUUCGAGUACCUUAGACGGCGAGCUCUUUCUUGUUCGACACCUGCUGAUCUUGAAAGACAUGACGCAAACGCUGGACUUUGGCCAGAGAAAUUCCGGGCCUUCGAUUGACUUCGGUGGAGUCACAGAAACCCUCGCCUUAAUAUUGAACAAAACAUCUUCUCUCCUUCCAGAUGCUCUGUUCGCAUCUCUGGGAAUGCCUCGAGGAGGUGAUGGUAUAACGGAUGUAAAACAUGACAUCGACCAAGACUUAAAACAGGCUUGCCGCGAUGUCAUAUCUCGCUGUGUGGAGCCAAUUUGCGAGCCUCUACGGGAGUGGGUGAUGCGUGUGCGUGUGCAUACUACCACGCGCAAUGAACACCCAAACCUCGACAAAGCACCUACUUCGCUUGUCACACAGACAUGGGCUCAGCAGCAUGCAGCCGAAGAUCUUCACGAGAAGUUUAUCUUAUCAUGCGAGCGGGAUCUUCGAUCAUCCGUUAUGAGGAUGCGGUUGUACUUGGAGGACGAUAGGACUGUGUCUGUGCUGGUUGGGCACAUAAAAGAGGCGAUUAUGGAGGACUAUAUGGCAUUCCGGGACUUGGUCUGGAACAUGUAUGCAGGGGCGAUGAAAGUACGGUAUUAUCUGCGGAACGCUUGGAAGAGACAUUGCGAACUAUAUGCACCGAUGAUUAGAUUGUUUUAGUGAUAUUCUCAGCCACCCUCUAAGCAUCAUAAUAUUUACGUCGUGUGUCCCAACUAAUCGGUUAGUGCUCAGGAAAAUAUCUAUGUUUACCUACGUAGACCUACCUACACCCUUGCCUUUGUCUUUUCCUCUUCCUCUUCCGCCUUUGCCUGCAUGACAGCAGCGAGGACCUUGGCAUGUGCCGCCUUUCCUGCCGCUACGACACCAAAGUUUUCUCCUAGUGUCCUUCCCAGUCCAAAGUCAAGAGAAGAUCCUCGUGAAUCAGUGACAAUGCCUCCUGCUUCUUCUAUGAGAAUGGCACCAGAAGCAUGAUCCCAUAUUUUCUCUCUAUAUCCGACACCUGUUGGCAUACGAAGGUAAGCUCCCCCGUCACCUCUUGCAAGACAGCAGUAUUUGGCUUGGCUAUCCAUGCGUGUAGGUGCCCGGGUGAUGUUGAGCACAGAAGAAACACGGCUAUUGAAAGAAUGAGAAGAGUGUGCAGCUUCCACAGACUCCAGGAAAUUGAGCGAGUCCCCGCUAAUGGUAGGGAUAGUCAAAGGAGUGGGGUUGGCACCAGAUACUGCCAUUUGUUGGGCUCCCUGGCCUCGUACAGCGACGAAAAUACAGCCUUUGGGACCA
This is a messenger RNA of Serpula lacrymans var. lacrymans S7.9, 3288 nucleotides long. RefSeq lists its product as uncharacterized. The record is from RefSeq and is a predicted model, not a curated record. Gene Ontology annotation, biological process: intracellular protein transport; Golgi organization; intra-Golgi vesicle-mediated transport. Gene Ontology annotation, cellular component: cis-Golgi network; membrane; COG complex. The transcript has 13 exons. Bases 151 to 2670 code for a protein of 839 amino acids. NCBI's taxonomy places the organism in Eukaryota, Fungi, Basidiomycota, Agaricomycetes, Boletales, Serpulaceae.